Molecule: messenger RNA, 2241 nt
Organism: Xenopus laevis (African clawed frog)
Lineage: Eukaryota; Metazoa; Chordata; Amphibia; Anura; Pipidae
Gene: vsig10l2.L
Product: V-set and immunoglobulin domain-containing protein 10-like 2
Exons: 9
Coding region: 1-2169 (722 amino acids)
Source: RefSeq, a predicted model, not a curated record
AUGGAUCAUUCCACUUCUACCAUUAACUAUCUAGAUGUUAGGAUUUCAGUACAACAUGGAGGUCAGGUAACAAAAGAGUUGACUAUAAAUGGAGUGGUCAUACAAUCUGUGGAACUCAAGUGUAACGAUGAUGAUACUCCUUCCAUUUACUUCUGGUAUUUCAUAAAGUAUGGAACAGACAAACCUGUAUCAAUUGCCACUAGUUUUCAUGGAGUGCAGAGUGUUGCUGUCCUACUGGGAGAUGUCAGUCUGAAUGGAAGUAACUUGGUUAUAGACAAUCUACAGAUGGUAGCCGAAGGACGUUACAUGUGCCAUACAGAAGAAGUCACUACAUACAUCGACCUCGCAGUAUUAGUGCCUGUUUUGACCCCCACCUUACAAAUUAAUGUAUCAGUACCCCAGGAAGGAUCUCCAGUCAUGCUAAGCUGCGAUGUUAAAAAUGGUACAGGUCCAAUUGAAUAUAUCUGGCAGAGAACUGUCAUCCAGGAGGGAACAUUUCCUGUGGAGGGUUCAGGAAGUGUCAUUGUCCUGGCAGCAGUGAACAGAUCCCACACAGGCUGGUAUACCUGCACUGUCAAAAAUGCAGUGAAUCAGCAGGUUAGCAUCAGACAUUAUCUGGAAGUCAUUUAUGGCCCAGAUGAACCAGUCAUCAGUAUCCAGCCAUAUGCCAUUAGUGAGAAUGGAUUUGCAGCCAAUGAGCAGGAAGAGGUCAUUCUGAACUGCAUAGCCUCUUCCAAUCCUCCCUGCCAAUAUGUCUGGCUUUAUAACAAUUCUCAGGUCUAUGAUGGCCAGAUGUAUAUCAUUCGAAAGAUCUCCCGAAGUCACACUGGCAUGUACACUUGCUUGGCAAAGAAUGGUCACCUGGACACACACACAACACUUACUGUCAGUCUCACCGUGUACUAUUUACCUGAAGGAUCCCCCUUAUGCACUGCAAUGUCACAUAACAACUACAAAGAGGUGGCUCUUUGGUGUUCAUGGACUGGUGGACUUCCUCUCAUGAAGCUUCAGUGGCUGAAAAUAAGUGAAGAUGAUAAAGUCACUGUGUCAUACUCAAAUGCAACAAAAAUAAUAAAAGGGGAAGACAUAAUAAAUGGGAGCAGAUACACAUGCAAGAUCUCUCAUCCAGCCCUCAAACAAGAUAUCCUUUGCAGUACAACUGUUUCUAUUCCUGAAGAAGGCCCAAAUUGCUCAGCAGUAGCAACAAAACUAGAUGAGUUUAUCAUGCUGACAUGUGAAUGGCAGGGAGGUCUCCCCCUCGUCAUGCUCGAUUGGAACAAUAAACAAAUUGGAGACUCCAAGGAAUCCUCAAAUAUAUAUGUUUUCAAAUCCAAUACAUCAUAUAAUGGGAAAUUAUUUACCUGCAGAGCUCGUCACCCUCUGAGUAAAGAAACAAAGGAGUGCAAUAUCAGACUUGAGGCUCCAACACUGGAUUCUUCUGAGGACAAUACAUCCAUACUUGAAGGAAAUGAAGUCCAUCUAAUGUGCUAUCUGCAACCAUCUAGCCUAACAUCAGAAAUAAUUUGGUACAAUAACAAGAACAUAGAAAUAACGUCUGAUAUGCAGAAGUAUGGCAUGGUGAAGGAUAAUGGGUGGUACAAUUUAACCAUCCAUGAAACAGUUUAUAAAGUAGACAGUGGGCAGUAUCGCUGUUCAGCUUUUAAUGCAGUUGGAAACUCCUCAAUUGUCAUAAAACUUCAAGUAAAACAAUAUCCUGCCCCACCCAAUGUGACAAUCAACAAAUUAUUGUACACCCGACAGAGGACAGAGGUGGACUUGGAAUGGAUGACCAAAGGGCUUGGUCAACUAACAAGCUUCAUGGUUCAGAGGCAGACCAGCAUUCGAUCCUUCCCUGGCCCUAAGAGGUUAGCGCAGAGUGCAUCCUGGGAAACUGUGGCUAAAGAUAUAGAACCUGAUAUUCGUGGACACAAACUAGGAGGAUUAGACCCAACUAAUGUUUAUGCCUUCAGGAUACUGGCAUUGAACCAUAAGACUACAGGAUUUCCUUCUGAGGUGAAAACACCAGCUGAUCCUCCAUUCAAUUCUUAUCCUGCUGUUAUAGGGGCUGGUGUAGCUGGCAUGAUCGUUGCAGGUGUAGCCAGCCUUUUGGUGUUUCAGUACAUUGUGAGGAACCGGGAGAAUAACCCACGUGAGUACAGAAGCUUUUGAUUUGAUGCCUGUGCAGCAGAGAUCACUUAAAAUGUUUACUUAUUUAUUAAAAGAUCCAAAUAUAAAAAAACC